CGCAGAGGAACAGCAAGGAUGCAGCGCGACAAAACCGGAAGCUCUGGCGGCGGUGAAAAGCCGGACAGAGAGACCGCCAUCAUGUCCAAAUACUACGAUGGCGUCGAGUUUCCCUUCUGUGAUGAAUUCUCCAAAUAUGAGAAGCUGGCGAAAAUCGGACAGGGCACAUUUGGAGAAGUCUUCAAGGCUAAACACCGACAGACGGGGAAGAAAGUGGCUUUGAAGAAAGUUCUGAUGGAGAAUGAGAAAGAAGGGUUUCCCAUCACAGCUCUGAGGGAGAUCAAGAUCUUACAGCUGCUCAAACAUGAGAAUGUGGUCAACCUCAUCGAGAUCUGCAGAACAAAGGGUGAGGCCACUCAGUUUAACCGUUAUAAGGGCAGCAUUUAUCUGGUGUUUGACUUCUGUGAGCAUGACCUCGCUGGACUGCUGAGCAACGCUAAUGUUAAGUUCACACUGGCGGAGAUCAAGAGGGUCAUGCAGAUGCUGCUCAACGGACUCUACUACAUACACAGAAACAAGAUCCUUCACAGAGACAUGAAGGCAGCCAAUGUCCUGAUCACCAGAGAUGGUGUCCUGAAGCUGGCUGAUUUCGGCCUGGCCAGAGCCUUCAGUUUGGCCAAAAACAGUCAAGGGAAUCGCUACACAAACCGGGUGGUCACUCUGUGGUACCGACCGCCUGAACUAUUGCUGGGCGAGAGAGACUACGGGCCUCCCAUAGACCUAUGGGGCGCGGGGUGCAUCAUGGCAGAGAUGUGGACCAGAAGCCCCAUCAUGCAGGGCAACACAGAGCAGCACCAGCUCACACUCAUCAGUCAGCUGUGCGGAUCCAUCACUCCUGAGGUCUGGCCGGGUGUGGAUAAGAAGUAUGAACUGUAUCAGAAGAUGGAGCUUCCUAAAGGUCAGAAGCGUAAGGUGAAGGAUCGGCUGAAGGCGUAUGUGAAAGACCCGUACGCUCUGGACCUCAUCGACAAACUGCUGGUUCUGGAUCCGGCGCAGAGAAUCGACAGCGACGACGCUCUUAACCACGACUUCUUCUGGUCUGACCCCAUGCCCUCUGACCUCAAAAACAUGCUCUCCACACACAACACCUCCAUGUUUGAGUAUCUAGCCCCGCCCCGCAGGAGAGGUCACAUGCCUCAGCAGCCGGCCAAUCAGAACAGAAACCCAGCCACCACCAGCCAAUCAGAGUUCGACAGGGUCUUCUGAUCUAUCCGUGAUUGGUCGAGGAGAAAGAGACUUAUUUAAAUGACUAAUCAGCUCAUCUUGGGUUGGAAAUCCUGGAGUUUACUGGUGGCACUCACUAUAUUGUAAUUACAAAAAAUACUGAUUGUGGAUCAGAUGAGUUCUGUUGAUGAAACUUUUGAUGCUUUAUUAUGGAGCUUCAACACUCUUGAGAAAUGUGCUGCCCCAGUGCAUCAUGGGAGAGAAAAGAAGUGUACUUAGUGUUUGGAUGCACAGACUGUGUCUAUUAUUGGAUGUGAGUCUCCUGAAGAUGAUUUUGUAUUGUAAAGAGCUCAUGCUACUUUUGUCUAGGAGACACUUGGACAUUUAUUUAAACCCUUCGCUUCUCUUGACAGAUUUUAUUGUUAAUUUAGCUUCUUAUUUUUAAGAUGUUUUUAUUUGUAAGAUCACGUGUUCGGGUUCAUGGUGUUUGUUACUUGUAUGAGUAUAAAUACACCAAUAAAUCCUUCACCUUUCCCAUC
Messenger RNA from Danio aesculapii, 1703 nucleotides. It is a transcript of the gene cdk9, whose product is annotated as cyclin-dependent kinase 9 (CDC2-related kinase). Gene Ontology annotation, biological process: protein phosphorylation. The coding region runs from base 19 to 1206 and encodes 395 amino acids. The transcript has 8 exons. Lineage: Eukaryota; Metazoa; Chordata; Actinopteri; Cypriniformes; Danionidae. Gene Ontology annotation, cellular component: nucleus. The record is from RefSeq and is a predicted model, not a curated record. Gene Ontology annotation, molecular function: cyclin-dependent protein serine/threonine kinase activity; ATP binding.